UGCCGGCUGCUGCCUGCACACGGGUUCCGAGACACUGCCAGAGAAAACUCCAUCCCGCCUGGAGCAGCGCGAAUCUUGCUCCUACUCUCUUCUCCAAACGAAAGAAACCGUCUCCAUCGCUGCAGGGAAGAGCGCUUUGUGUAAGGACUCUCCGCAGCAGCUCCCACCUCGCUCCCUGCUUCUCCCCCUCCCCUCGGGUCCCUGGACUUCCUCUCGAACCACGAAUACUCGUUCCCAAAGCCGUGUGCGUUUGGCUCCUGCGCUUCUCCCAGCAGGAGUGGGCGAGGCGUGCCCACCCGGGACGAGGCACGAUGAAGAGUCGAGAGGAGGGCUGAGCGCAGGGCGGCGCGGCCAGGGUCCCUCGGCUCGGGCGCGCGCCCCGUCUCCCCUGGGUGGGGCAGGGUGGGGGUGGGCCAAGGCGUGGACUCGGGGAAGUCUCUCGGCGACCGUAAUAAAAGGGCGCCGGCUCGCCCUGCCGCGCUGGGAAGCCGUGCUGCCGCGCCCCCGGCCCCGGGAAGGGCAUGGCCCCGGCGGACCCCCGGCGGUGACUUGCGCGCCCCGGCCCCGUGGAUGCUCCGGGCGCACCGCUCCCGUUUUUGGCGGCUUCCGAAGGACAGGUGUUCCAGGAUGAGGCACCCCGACAAGAUGCCAACGCGGUCGCACUGGCGAGUACUCUCCGUGGUGCUGAUUCUGGUCUGGGGACAUCCUCCAGCGGCACUCGCCUGCCCUCACCCUUGCGCCUGCUAUGUUCCCAGCGAGGUCCACUGCACGUUUCGCUCCUUGGCUUCCGUGCCAGCUGGAAUUUCUAAACAUGUGGAAAGAAUCAAUUUGGGAUUUAAUAGUAUACAGGCUUUGUCAAAAACCUCAUUUGCGGGACUGACCAAGUUGGAACUGCUUAUGAUUCAUGGCAACAACAUCCCCAGCAUCCCUGAUGGGGCUUUAAGAGACCUCAGCUCUCUACAGGUUUUCAAGUUCAGCUACAACAAGCUUCGAGUAAUCACAGGACAGACGCUGCAGGGGCUCUGGAGCCUAAUGAGGCUACACAUUGACCAUAACAAGAUCGAGUUUAUCCACCCACAAGCUUUCAAUGGCUUAACAUCACUAAGGCUGCUCCAUUUAGAAGGAAACCUGCUCCACCAGCUACACCCCGGCACGUUCUCCACAUUCACCUUCCUGGAUUAUUUCAGACUGUCCACUAUAAGACACCUCUACUUAGCAGAGAACAUGAUUAGAACUCUUCCCACGGGGAUGCUCCAGAACAUGCCACUUCUGGAGAAUCUUUACCUGCAUGGGAAUCCGUGGUCCUGUGAUUGUGACAUGAGAUGGUUUCUAGAAUGGGAUGCGAAAUCCAAAGGGAUUCUGAAGUGUAAGAAAGACAAAGCCUACGAAGGUGGUCAGUUAUGUGCCAUGUGCUCCAGUCCCAAGAAGAUGUACAAACAAGAGAUUCACAAACUGAAGGACAUCACUUGUCAGAAGCCUUCCAUAGAGUCCCCUCUGAGACAGAACAGGAGUCUUGAGGAAGAGCAGGACCAAGAGGAGGACAGCGACAGCCAGCUCUCCCUGGAAGGGUUCCAAUUCCCCCCAUGGAACAUCUCUUUGAACAUGACUGAUGAGCACCAGAACACAGUGAACUUGGUUUGUGACAUCAGGAAGCCAAUGGAUGUGUACAAAAUUCACCUGAACCAAACGGAUCCUCAAGAGAUUGAGAUAAAUGCAACAGUUGCCUUGGACUUUGAGUGUCCGAUGACCCGGGAAAACUAUGAAAAGCUGUGGAAACUGAUCGCCUAUUAUAGUGAGGUUCCUGUUAAGCUGCACCGAGAACUCACGCUCGGCACAGAUCCCAAAGUCAGCUACCAAUACAGGCAAGAUGCUGAUGAUGAUGCUCUUUACUACACUGGCGUCAGAGCCCAUAUUCUUGCAGAACCAGAAUGGGUCAUGCAGCCGUCCAUAGAUAUCCAGCUGAACCGACGUCAGAGUACGGCCAAAAAGGUGUUCCUCUCCUAUUCUUCCCACUAUUCUUUAACAAUGGCUGCCAAAGAUGCAAGGCAGUCUCGGAGCAGAAGCUGGGUGAUGAUCGAGCCGAGCGGAGCCGUGCAAAGAGCUCAGACUGUCUUGGAAGGGAGUCCGUGCCAGCUGAGCUGCAACGUAAAGGCUUCUGAGAGUCCAUCCAUAUUCUGGGUGCUCCCCGAUGGCUCUGUCCUGAAAGCACCCAUGGAGGACCAGGACAGCAAGUUCUCCAUCCUCACCAGUGGCUGGCUGAAGAUCAAGUCAACAGAUCAGUUGGACUCUGGUUUGUACCAGUGCAUUGCUCAGGUGAGGGAUGAAAUGGACCAAAUGGUGUACAGGGUUCUCGUGCAGCCACCUGCCACUCAGCCACCUGAUAGCCAUACAGUAACUAUUCAGAAGAACCCAGGGGAAUCAGUGAUGUUGCCUUGCACUGCACUGGCAAUACCUGAAGCCCGGCUUAGCUGGAUUCUUCCAAACAAAAGGAUAAUUAAUGAUUUGGCUAACACAUCAGAUGCGUACAUGUUGGCAAAUGGAACUCUUUCCAUCCCAAAGGUCCAGGUCAGUGACAGUGGUCACUACAGAUGUGUGGCCGUCAACCAGCAAGGGGUAGAUCAUUUCACUGUGGGAGUCACAGUGAGUAAGAAAGGAUCUGGCAGGUCAUCAAAAAGAGGCAGACGCCCAGGUGGGAAGGCUCGUUCCAGAGGGAGAGGAGAUGUCGUGGAGGACGAAGGGGGCUCAGGCAUGGGAGAUGAAGAUAACACUUCCAGGACAGUCCUACAUCCAAAGGACCAAGAGAUGUACAUCAAAACAAAGGAUGAUGCCACCACUGGAGGUAAGAAAACUAAGAAAGGGAGAAGAAAACUGAAACUCUGGAAGAAUUCUGAAAAGGAACCAGAGACAAACAUCGCAGAGGGUCGCAGAGUGUUCGAGUCCAGACGAAGGAUCAAUAUGGCUAGCAAACAAAUUAAUCCAGAGCACUGGGCAGAUAUUUUAGCCAGAGUGCGUGGGAAAAACCUCCCUAAGGGAACAGAAGUCCCCCGGGGCGUUAAAACCACCACUCCUCCAUCAGUGAGUCCAGAAGAAACACCUCUUUUGCCUGUUCUUCCUCCCCCCUCAAUAUGGCCUGUGCAGACCACAACCAGUGCUGAAGAAUCCUCAGCAGAUAUGUCUUUACUGGGUGAGGAAGAGCUGGUUUCCAGUACCGUUUCCUCAACCGAGAUGCCACUAGAACAUGGCCACGAUGGAGUAAUUCUUACUGAACCCAAAGUGACAAGCAUGCACCUGGAGGAACUCACUGAUGAUGAAUUUUCUGAGAAGACUGACGACACGUUUCCGACCGACAUUGGCUCAAACUGGGCUACAGCCACUACACUGAUAUCUGCGCCUUACGAAUCUUCUCCUACUCCACAGACCCUGGACACAGUCUAUGAAGAGCCCACCAAUGAAAACACAGCCACAGAGGGCUGGUCUACCCCAGAUGUUGGAGCCAUGUCAGAGCCUACAUCAAAUGAGUAUGAGUCUCCGUUAGAUGCCACCUCCUUAGCUGAGUCUGAGACUGUGCCAUACGUGUACCCAGACUGGGAGACUAAUUCACGACCUAAUGAAGAUAAGAUGAAUGAACUGACCUCCACACACUUGACUCCAACCCCUACCAUGUGGGUUGCUGACUCUAAGACAUCUGAGCCAUUUGAAGACCUCAUUUUAGAAGAACCAGGUGUCCCCACACAAGUCCCUCUACAGGAACAAACAGACAACUCCCAGCUUGUGAAAGGUAGUUUAGGCACUCAAGGCAAUUCACUGAUUAAAAAGAGCACAGAGGAGAAUUUUCAGAUACAAUGGGAAGGAGAUAUGCUAGAGAGAGACCCCACAAACUCCAGAAGUCCUGAGAGUAAGAGACAGGGCAUCGAAUUCACCACUCUGCGUGACUCCACACCGGGAGUGACAGACAGCAAAGCUCUCUUCAAGCAUCCUGGGGAAACCACACUUGGCUCUCUGUUUGACAAGGAUACCUCCACAGUAGCAGUGAUGAUGCCAACCCAAAAGCCCACUUCACCAUCAGUGCUGACCACUCACCCUUCUCGAAAGAGACAGAAGGGAAGGAAAAGAUUACACCCCAACAGAUUCCGACACCGGCAUAAACAAACUCUGCCCACAACUCCCGCCCCAACGGAGACUUUCUUGACUCGACCAACUCAAGUACCUGAGGUGAAGAUUCCAUACCAAGUGGAGAGUUUGCUGGUUCCCACGUCUUGGGUUGAUAGCACAGUUGGCACCCCAAAGCAGGUGGAAAUGGGGAAGGAUGCAGAACCAGUAUCCAAAGGACCAUCACGAAGGAAACAUGGGAAGAGGCCAAAUAAACAUCGGUCUUCUACUUCUACGGUGAGGUCUCAACCUUCUGUGUCCAAUUCCAAUCCUUCUCCAGAAAGUCAACAUAACAACGUUGUUAACCCCAGUACGGACACCGUACUUUUAUCUACAAUGGCUUCUCUGAGAACUGGGGCCCCACGUGAGAUAACUAGAAAGGAAGAUUAUAUAACAAGCACAAAAGUACAUUUAUCUCAUGAUAAAUUGCAAGAGACAAUUCCAGUCACAUAUAAACCCGUGUUAGGUGAAAAUGAAAGUAAGAAUGAUGGUGUCACCAACAUCAAUGACCAUACCACUGACAGUUUAGUCCCUGGUAAGUUCGUCACUGAUGCUGUAUCACCUUCUGGCUUCAAGGUCUCCACUGUGGGAGAAUUUCAGGGAGAAUUCUCUCCUUCCCGCUCUCCAGGAACGCCAAGCUGGAAUCCCCCAAAGGCAGCCCAGCCUAGAGGGCUGCAGACAGACACACCUGUCACCAGCUCUUGGGAAACAUUUACAGACACACCUUUUUUUAAAGAGUCAGAGGAUCCAGAUUUUCCUUCCGAGUUUUCACCUUCUGUUGCAGUCUCGACACUAUUUCAGGUUGCGUCAACUACUCUCUCUAGCAUGAAAGCAGAGUCGUCUUCAAGGAAGGCAGAAACCACCAUCGGUGGUCAGGAUCAUCAGGAAACCAGUCCAGCUGAAAUUGGACCACAGAAUAUCAUCUCUACUCCUGCCCCCAGGAAGGAGCCAGCAUCCUCAGUCCCCCCCACGACUCUCGUGUCUUUGGCAGAAACCACCACGAAGCCCAUGCCUCUUACUUCAAGAACAUCCCCAACAUCAACAGGUUCCAAGGAAAAAAUUUUCUUGAAUUAUGUGGGGAUCUCGGAAACCAAAACACCCCCAGUGAAUAAUGAGGGAACUCAGCAUAUAUGGAGGCCUAAUGAAUUAUCCACCCCAUCUUCCAACCAGGACCAAUUUAACUUAACUCCCAAGCAGGAGUUAGAAAAGGAAGCAUUUGAUAGGAGGACCAAGGACAUUCUUCCUCGCGGCCCAGAUAGUCAGCAUCAGGAUGGGAGAGUCCAAGUUUUCCGUCAACCAGCCAGAGUUCCUGCCAAACCUAUCCCACCAAGAGGGACAGUGAGGCCACCAUAUGUGGCCACACAAGCCUCCUCUGGAUACAUUGUAACUGUCCAGCCCCCUCGUCACUUCACCAACAAACCAGAAAUAAUUGCCUAUCCUUCAAGGGUUUUGCCAAAGAAUAAACACUUUACGACCCCAACGUUAUCAAGUACAACAACCCCUGUUGUUCCAUGGCACAGGCCCAAACCUGGCAUUCCUAGUAAGUUAACCGACCAAGGAACUGACCGAUUUAACGGCAACUCCAAAGUCGUUGGAAAUAACAACAUCCUUGAUCUCAGAGACUCUGUUGGCAAGCCUCCAAGUUCAAGAGUUCCUCAUUAUCCCCAUGGAAGAUUCCCUUUCUUUUUCAACAAAACUCUUUCUUUCCCACAAUUUGGAGUUACUCUGAAGCCCCAGAUACCCACUUCUCCUGCCCCAGUGAUGAGAGAGAGAAAAGUCAACCCAGCUCCCUACAAUAGGAUACAUUCUCAGAGCAUCAUCCACGUGGACUUUGGACCCCCCGCCCCUCCAUUAUUGCACCCUCCCCGGACCACGGCACCACCCUCCAUGAACUUACAGAACAUCCCUCUGGUCUACUCCACCCGGAGCUCCAUCCCCAUCGUGACAUCUUCUGGCCAGCCCUCCAGAAGCUUUCAUCAGAGUAGCUCAAAGCUCUUCUCUCCUGUAGGACCACCUGCAUCCAAAUUCUGGACGCUUGGGGAAAAGCCCCAAAUUAUCACCAAAUUCCCUCAGACUGUGUCCAUCACUGCAGAGACAGAUGCUAUGAUCCCAUGUGAGGCAACAGGGAAACCCAAGCCUUUCAUUACCUGGACAAAAGUUUCCACAGGAGCUAUUAUGACCCCGAACACCAGAGUACAACGGUUCGAAGUCCUCAAGAAUGGCACCUUCGUCAUCCGGAAGGUACAGGUGCAGGACCGUGGCCAGUACAUGUGCACAGCCAAAAACUUGCACGGUGUGGACAGGAUGGUGGUCCUGCUGUCUGUCACCGUGCAGCAGCCCCAAAUCCUAGCCUCCCACUACCAGGACGUCACCGUCUACCUGGGAGACACAAUUGCCAUGGAGUGUCUAGCCAAGGGCACCCCAGCCCCCCAAAUCUCCUGGAUUUUCCCUGACGGGAGGGUGUGGCAGACCGUGUCCCCAGUGGAGGGUAGGGUCACACUUCACGAAAACCGCACCCUGUCCAUCAAAGAGGCUUCCUUCUCAGACAGAGGUGUCUACAAGUGCGUGGCCAGCAACCCAGCCGGGGCGGACAGCCUGGCCAUUCGCCUCCACGUGGCCGCCCUGCCUCCGGUCAUCCACCAGGAGAAGACGGAGAACAUCUCGCUGCCCCCAGGGCUCAGCAUCCACAUCCACUGCACAGCCAAGGCCGCGCCCCUGCCCAGCGUGCGCUGGGUGCUCAGGGAUGGGACCCAGAUCCGCCCUUCGCAGUUCAUCAACGGGAACUUGUUUGUCUUCCCCAACGGGACGCUCUACAUCCGCAACCUGGCGCCCAAGGACAGCGGGCGCUACGAGUGUGUGGCUGCCAACCUGGUGGGCUCGGCGCGCAGGACGGUCCAGCUGACCGUGCAGCGCGCGGCGGCCAAUGCUCGCAUCACCGGGACCUCUCCGCAGAGGACCGACGUCCGCUACGGCGGGACCCUCCGGCUGGACUGCAGCGCCUCGGGGGACCCCUGGCCACGCAUCCUCUGGAGACUCCCGUCCAAGAGGAUGAUCGACGCACUCUUCAGUUUUGAUACCAGAAUCAAGGUGUUUGCCAAUGGGACCCUGGUGGUGAAAUCCGUCACAGACAAAGAUGCCGGGGACUACCUGUGCGUCGCCCGGAACAAGGUCGGUGAUGACUUUGUCGUGCUCAAGGUGAAUGUCGUCAUGAAACCAGCCAAGAUCGAGCAUAAAGAGGAGAACGACCACAGGGUGUUCUAUGGGAGUGAUCUGAAGGUUGACUGCGUGGCCACCGGGCUUCCCUACCCCGAGAUCUCUUGGAGCCUCCCUGAUGGGAGCCUGGUCAACUCCUUCAUGCAGUCGGAUGACAGUGGUGGGCGUACCAAGCGCUAUGUGGUGUUCAACAACGGGACUCUCUACUUCAACGAAGUAGGCAUGCGAGAGGAAGGGGACUACAUCUGCUUUGCGGAAAACCAGGUGGGGAAGGAUGAGAUGAGAGUACGUGUCAAGGUGGUGACCGAGCCUGCCGCCAUCCGGAAUAAGACAUACUCCAUGGUCCAAGUCCCCUAUGGGGAUGUGGUCACUGUAGCAUGUGAGGCCAAGGGGGAGCCCACACCCAGGGUGACGUGGCUUUCUCCAACCAAUAGGCUGAUCCCCACAUCCUCGGAUAAGUAUCAGAUAUAUCAGGAUGGCACUCUCCUUAUCCAGAAAGCUCAGCGGUCAGACAGCGGCAACUACACCUGCGUGGUCAGGAACAGUGCCGGGGAGGACAGGAAAAUGGUCUGGAUCCAUGUCAAUGUCCAGUCGCCCAAGAUCAACGGGAACCCUGAUGCCAUCACCACCGUGCGGGAGAUUGCCGCCGGGGGGAGUCGAAAACUCAUUGACUGCCAAGCAGAAGGCAUCCCCACGCCAAGAGUGCUGUGGGCCUUUCCCGAGGGCGUGGUUCUGCCGGCCCCCUACUAUGGGAACCGGAUCACUAUCCAUCGCAAUGGCACCCUGGACAUCAGGAGUCUGAGGAAGAGCGACUCCGUGCAGCUUGCGUGCAUUGGCCGCAAUGAGGGGGGUGAAGCCAGGUUGAUUGUCCAGCUCACGGUCUUGGAGCCAGUGGAGAAGCCCAUCUUCCAUGACCCCGUCAGUGAGAAGAUUACCGCCAUGGCCGGCCACACCAUCAGCCUCAACUGCUCAGCCGCAGGGACCCCAACACCCACGCUGCUGUGGGUCCUUCCCAAUGGGACGGAGCUCCAGAGUGGCCAGCAGCUACAGAGAUUCUACCACAAGGGCGACGGCAUGCUGCACAUCAGCGGUCUCUCCUCCAUCGACGCCGGGGCCUACCGCUGCGUGGCCCGCAACUCCGCGGGCUACACCGAGAGGCUGGUCUCUCUGAAGGUGGGGCUGAAACCCGAAAUGAGCAAGCAGUACCACAAUCUGGUGAGCAUCAUCAACGGCGAGACCCUGCAGCUGCAAUGCCUCCCUCCAGGGGGCCGGGAGGCACACUUCUCAUGGACGCUCCCCAACGGCAUGGUCCUGGAGGGCCCCCAAGCACAAGGACGCUUUUCCCUUGGGGAAAAUGGCACCCUCACCGUGCGCGACGCCUCGGUGUUUGACAGGGGCACCUACGUGUGCAAGGCGGACACGGAGUAUGGUCCUUCUGUCACGAACUUCCCAGUUAUUGUGAUCGCAUAUCCUCCCCGGAUCACCAGCGAGCCAACGCCCGUCAUCUACACCCGGCCCGGAAAUACCGUCAAGAUGAACUGCAUGGCCAUGGGGAUUCCCAAAGCUGAAAUCACCUGGGAGCUGCCUGACAAAUCGCAUCUGACUGCCGGGGCGCAGGCCCGUCUGUAUGGGAACAGGUUCCUUCACCCACAAGGAUCAUUAACCAUCCAGCAGGCCACACAGAGAGACGCCGGCUUCUACAAGUGCACCGCGAAGAAUAUCCUGGGCCGUGACUCCAAAACAACUUACAUCCACGUCUACUGAAACACUUGCCGGAGAACGUGGACUCCACGGUCGUUGCUUAGGACCUUAGAACAAAGCCUCCUUUGCAAGGAAAGCCGGGGCAGAGAUUCAGAGCCCUAAAAAGAUGUGUCACGGGCGUGGUGGCGCCCCCUAUGGGAUUCAGGUUCACGUUGACUUUGACCUAUGCUUGUUGGCGAAAGGAAGCAAUCAGAGAUUGGAAAGAGGGGUCUGCCUCUCUGGGGACUUUCUUUUCUAUUUCCAGGAUGCCAUGCGCUCUUGUCUGGCGUUUCACAGACAUGGGCACAAAUCUGUGUUGCAAAUAGCACCCUGAUGCUUUAAUGAGCGUCUGUAGGAUCCCUAAGGAGCAGUCACUGAAAAUAAACAUAGAGAUUAACUGUGCCUUGCCACCCUGUUGAAGAUGCACCACCUAGUUAACCCAUUGCUGUUUUAACAUGAUAGAACAUUCUAGAAUGAGUACCCAUCUUUCAGUUAUUGCCUCUGUCACUUCAAAACUCCAAUUUGCCCAGUAAGGGCUUAGAACCAGAGUGAUCGAUCUUUUUUUUUUUUGUAAUGUACAAGUUGCAUACAAUACAGCUACCAUUUUAUAUGAAAGAACUCUUUUUCCCUGGAACUCACUUUUUUAAUAGUUAUAUAUAUAUAUAUAUUUCUUUCUAAUCAGACGAUGAGACUGGAAAGAGAAAGAAAUACUUUCUGUCUCGUUAAGAAAUAAUAAAUUAUUGGUCUUUACAAGACUUGGAUACAUUAAAGCAGGCAUGGAAAUGCAAUUAUAAAAACAUUCGUCCCCAACUUCCUUCAAAUUCAGUAACUGCUAUUAUAUUACCAUUCACAGGAACCCCACAGGGAGGGAGGCUGGAAUCUUGGAUUUCCUUGUUUAUGAAGUUUAUCUUGAGAGCUGUGGUAGGGGGAGAGGAGAGAAAGGAGAGAGCUAAGUCAUCACCCCACAGAAUGAAUCCAGAGCCUUCCAGAAAAGUCCAGAAACAUCUCUCUCCCUGUCAGUUUGUGCCCACAGAAAGUAGGAGGCCUGUCAUUUCCAUGACUGCUUUACUGUAUUUUUAAGGUCAAUAUAAUGUACAUUUGAUAAUAAAAUACUAUUUUCCAAACAGCUGGGCGAUGACGACAGUGAUAUUUUCAAGCACAAAAGCAAAUUUGGGUUUAAAUAACAGUGUUUGAAAUCUGCUUUUAUCCACCACCUUUGAAUUAUUCUGUCCCCUACAAGUUUUUAACAGGCGAGGAAGUAGUCUGAGGCAGUGGCUCCAACCUAUUUGACAGACAGGAAGGCAGGGUAGGACCCCUUGGUCCCCUCUGUUGACAGUUCUAAGUUGAGGAGGAAGAAGUGGUGCCCCAGAAAUCCUUCAGGAAAUUUUCUUUAGGAAAGAGCCAUCUGGGGUACAUGUACCAGCAUUCCUCAAAGAUGCAAAAACUGCCAUUCCUUUGCCUCCUCUGAGAGGAAGAAAUUAAGCAAACUCAAGAUAAAUAUUUGGGAAGAAGAUGACUGCCAGCAUUGAGAGAAACCCAGUGCUGUUGAUCUUUAAAGGAUAUUGCUCACUGAAACAGAAGAAUGCUUGGCUUUUCACAGCUGUGUGGGAAGUACACAGCCUCUACCACUGAUUAAUCCACUUAUUUGCUUAAGUAGAUCAACACAGUCCUUACCGUGUGCCAGGUACCAGGAUGGGAGCUGGGAACACCCAGAUGAGGAGGAUACACGUGAUGCUUGAGGAGUUCACGCUCUGUAGACAAGCCGUUCAGCUAGAGCAGGGUUCCCCAACAUUAGCACUAGUGACAUUGGGACUGGAUGACUCUGUGGUGAAGGCUGUGCUGUGCAUUGCAGGGUGUUGAGCAGCAUCCCUGGGCCAUACCUACUAGAGGCCGGUAGCAUCCUCUCCUCCAGCUGUGACAAUGAAAAAAUGGCUCCAGAUGUUGCCAAAUGUCUCCCUUGGGGGGAGUGCAGAAUCACCCCUACUUGAGAAUCACUGCCAUAGAUGAUAGAUAAAUGAUAGGCAGAUAGGUGAUGGAAAGGAUAGACAGAUAGGUAAAUGAUAGCUAGAUAGAUGAUAGAUGAGAUAGCUAAAUGAGAUUAGAUAGGUGAUAGAUGAUAGCUAGAUAGCUAGAUGAUUGAUAGAUAGAUAGUUAUACACAGAGUCUCUCAUGCUAGGUCAGGGCUUCUCAACCUCGACACUAUGACAUUUGGGGCUGGAUGACUCUCUCUGGUGGGGUGUUCUGUGCACCGUAGGGUGUUGACCAGCAUCCCCAGCUUCCACCCGCUCCAUACCAGUAUCCCAUUCCACCCUCCUCCCCCUCAAUUUGACAACGGAAAAUGUAUCCAGACAUUGCCACAUGCCCCCUGGAAUGCAGAAUCCUCCCUGGUGGGAAAUCACUGUGCGAGAUCAACAAAUGCAGCAAGGAGUCUUAGAAACAUGUCUGUUUGGACUGCCUGCCUCUGUGUAUGGAUGCAGAAAAUGAAAGCCAGCGUGGUAGAGUAACCUAGGUGUACAGAAACCCUCUGUUAGAUACUCCUCUGUGCAAUUUCUCCUGGGAAAAAAUAGUACAUCAUCUCAUUGACCCAUGGUUCUGGGUUCAUGUAGGUUAAAGACUGACGACAAACGUUUGUGGGUGGACUCAAUGUACAUUCUUGAGGACCUGCCACGUCCUGAUGUAGGCAAGGUAGCAUGACAUGAAGAGGCGUAUGAUGGUCUGUGUAUACUGUCUUCUCAAAGGAUGCAAAACAAGCAUGCAAGUCUGGUUAAUUCAUGGCGGAGAACUUCAGAAGCAUUAAAGUCUUUCAAGGAGUAUUUUUGAGUUCCAGGGGAGUCAAAGUCCACAUCAGACAGAAGGGUAAGGGAUGUUUUUGCGACUGAGAAGGCUUUUUUACUGGGCUGAGAAAGAGGGAUUCCUGGGCAGAAUGAGAUGGAUAGGACGGAAAGACUGCUCCCUUGGCAGCAAAACACUGCAAGGAAAGUUCCAGCCUCAAGCAAGGAGACCUAGGGUCUAGUGACAGCUCAAAAGCAACAGGCAUAUUUGGACUAGAGUCAAAAAAAGAGUUUCCUAGUUGAUUGAAAAUGGUAAGAUAUUGUAGUUGGUUGAAGAGUGUCCUGGAAAAGAGUCUUGUUGACCUGGAGUCUCAGAAUGUGACCUUAUUUGGAAACAGGGUCUUUGCAGAUGUGAUGAAGUGAAGAAUCUGAGGUGAGGUCACCCUGCAUGAGACUGGCCCUGAAUCCAAUGACGGAUGUCCUUAUAAGAGACAAAAGAGGAGAGAUGCAGACACAGAGGAGAAGCCACGUGAAGACGGAGGCAGAGACGGGAGGCAUGCGGCCCUCAGCUAAGGGACGUCUGGAGCCCCAGAAGCGGAAGAGGCAGGAAGGACC
Molecule: messenger RNA, 12488 nt
Organism: Equus caballus (horse)
Lineage: Eukaryota; Metazoa; Chordata; Mammalia; Perissodactyla; Equidae
Gene: MXRA5
Product: matrix remodeling associated 5
Molecular function (GO): protein binding
Source: RefSeq, a predicted model, not a curated record